GGAUAAAUCUUGCAUACCGAAUCACCCAACAUUAACAAGACCUCCCUCCAUUCGCGGCGUCAACCUACGACAUAACUUGCUUUGUCAAGAUAAACAACCACAGCAACAAAACAUCAUCCAGACCUACGACCGAAAAUGAACUCCGUGAAGAGAGCUCUCGACAAGGGUAUGGACAAGGCUACUAACCCCAAGGAUGAGCCCCAAGUCCCCAACAAAUCCUCCUCCUCUUCACAAUCCCAAUCCCACGCACUCAACAUCAACCCCAACCUCACCGACCGCCAUCCUUCUCUGACAGGCAGCGGCGGCGGCGGCUUCGAUCAGCAGCACCACCACGUCGUCGGGGAAAUGCCGCAGCCGGGAUCGGGCCAGAGGAGCGUGGGGUCGACGGGGGCGGGGAUAAAUACUUCUGGUAUGAAAGCCCCUACAGCUACAGGUGCAGGUCUUUGA
Molecule: messenger RNA, 447 nt
Organism: Neurospora hispaniola
Lineage: Eukaryota; Fungi; Ascomycota; Sordariomycetes; Sordariales; Sordariaceae
Exons: 2
Coding region: 136-447 (103 amino acids)
Source: RefSeq, a predicted model, not a curated record